Harpegnathos saltator (Jerdon's jumping ant) is the source of this 5635-nucleotide messenger RNA. RefSeq names its product mucin-4. Lineage: Eukaryota; Metazoa; Arthropoda; Insecta; Hymenoptera; Formicidae. The transcript is spliced from 3 exons. Bases 499 to 3174 code for a protein of 891 amino acids. The record is from RefSeq and is a predicted model, not a curated record.
UCGCGAUUGGUUAAGCCGCUCGGAAAAGCCCGCCUGGCUGCUCGACCGGCCGGCACUUCGCUCAGUUCUCCACUGCGCUCCGUGUGAAGCGGAGCUUUCGAGAUCCACGCUCUCUCUCUCUCUCUCUCUUUCUCUCCCUCUCCCUCUCCCUCUUAUCCACCGCGAUCCGCGAUCCCGGUUCAUCCCUUCGAUCCGCGGGAUCCUGUGCGAGUGCCGGUCGAGACGAGGAGGACGUCCGUAUCCGUCGAGAGGUCGCCUGUCAAAACGACCCGGACGCGACUCGACCUUCGCCCGGAAGGAACGCUACGAGAGGAGAGGAGGAGGACUCAGGAACGAGAGAACGCGACGAUGUGCGAGAGGAAACUGCUGCUGAACCGAGUGCUCCAGGACGCGUAGACCUUCGCAGGACUCGAGCGAUAUCCCGGAGAGUGAUACCGGAAGCCGCGAGACCGCCGAGAAGCAGCGAGCAGUCGCGGAGGAUCCAGGAUAAUCGUGACGAUGCCGAAUAGAUCGACCGGGCUGUCCAGGUGGCUGCUGCUGGCGGGACUUUUGUGCUGCUCGUCUUGCCAGAGCGUGCCGUCGUUCUUUGAGAAUAAAACCGGCCAGAACUUCAGCCGGUCGCGGGUGUUCUCGCCCCGGAUAGACUACGACGAGUGGACGCCGCUGGGCCGCGGCGACCCGCUCAAGAACAACCCGACCUUCGACUAUGUGCCGCCCGUUCUCGACAGGGUGCAGUACUGGCUGAACUCGCACACCACCGAACCCUCGUCGAAGCGCGACAUUCUCGUGCUGGGCGUCACCGCGAAGAAGACCAGCCCGAAGAUACCCGAACAGUACUUCCAGUUCAUGGAUAGCCCGAAGUUCACACGAACCAGCCAAGAUGCGCCGUACAGGAACGAGUUCACUGGCAGCAGCGGCGCUGAGCCGCCCAAGGUCGUGCGUAACACCAGCUUCAGGAACGGUUUGAUGGACUACAGGAAUCAGAACCGAUUACCGCCGAGCUACUACCCCAGUUCGUACUACAAUCAGAAGAUGAAGCCGUACACCAUGAUGAUGCCGCCGCCGAUGAUCCAGAAAGCCGAGACGUCCACUAGCUACAACGUCGGCUUGUCCAAGGAUAAGGUAAUCGGUUACGCGGAUACAUCUCAGCCGUUCAGCACGCAAACGGAGGAGGGACCACUCCUGCAGGACGCCGCUCAGUAUCACGGAACGCCCUCCAAGGAUUACGGACACUACUCUUCUGUGCCCUCGUCAAAGCCGUACUCCACUUCGAAGACGUUGCCGAACAAGGCUGUCGCGGUAUCCCAAGCGGAGACCGUCAAGAGCGUCUAUACACCGACCGCGUCGCAAAGCACGAGGUCGAGGUACGAGGCGACCACCGCGCCGUCCGUAUCCUUCGAGAAGUCCAACCUGAUCUAUCAGUCCACGCAAACUCUGACCGGCGGGUGGCUCGGCAAUAACGGACCCACCUCUUCGUCGUCCACCGGCUUCCCGGACGUCAGCCAGGUCACAUGGCAGACCUCGGAUUAUCCCAGAGACCAUUACGAAGCUGAUUACCACGCGGCGGCGGCGGCGUCGAGCAAUCAUGAGGUCAUCAUCGGGCAGAACGCGAACAUCAUCGUGGACGGUAACAACAACGAGAACGAGGAGGUCGUGGUGGGUCAGAAGGAAAUCAACACCGAUGCGACGUCCUCGACGUCGGAGAGCGUCGCGCAGAGCUCCACUGUCUCGUCCACCACUAUUACGGACUCCACCGGCCAAGAAGAGGAGCAAGAGCAGGCGGAGGAAGCCGUGACCGAGACGCAAAAGAUGCACAUCGUCUUGGCCAACUCGCCGUCCACUAUGGCGAACCUGGAAACACACAAGGCGAAGAAAGGUCCCGUCACUGUGGUGAUGCCGACCAACUACGUGGACAAGAACCUCUCCUCGAGUUCGUCCGACCCGCCAACGACGCUCAACAAUGCAUUGGGCAAUCCCAUCACGUCUGAGAUGACGAAGACGACGAAUCAGGCGCCGAAAACGCAAGCACAACUGACGAGGAACGCGGUGACGAGCUCACCGAUCACCGAGACUCGCCCCUCCGCCACCUCAACUAUACUGAACAAAAUGCUACCACCCUCUCAGCUGCCUCAUCAGUCGCUGCAUCCACCUUCCGCCCCGAUUCAGCCCCCCAGGCACGUGAGCAACCCUAUGCACAUGUUCGUACUUCCGCAAGCGAGCUCUCAAUCCAUGAUGCACUCUCAAGCCAGGCCGAAUUACGCCACGAUGCACUUCCUCGGUAGCAUGCAUCCAGGCUCCCAACCGCCUUCAUCGAUGUCCCACAUGUCGCCUCCUAUGGCGCACAUGCACCCGCCACCCAUGAAGACCAUGAUGGGACCUCCGCCGAGCAUGGAAACUCACCAGAGACCUCCACAGCCGUUCCCCGUGACGUUCACCAGCCCGCCGCCGACGUCAACCAUGAGUAUGCAGACUACCGAGUCCGAGUCCGAGUCCGAGCAGUCGGCCGACCAUCGACCCUCCCGAUUGCUCGCGACGAUCAUAAAUUCAAUGACCACCUCGGUACCCUUCACGCCGACCAUGGUUUCGUCGACCGUGGAAUACUACACGUCCACCGUGGAUACCGACCACCAGGAGAGCACGAGACCCCCCAGUCAGACGCCAUUGGUGAAGAUCCUCAGCACUGAGGAGACCUCCAAGAGCAGCCCGACGUUCGCGUCCUCGUCGAUUACCCCUCCGCGAACCACGACCGCCCCCAGCCUGACCACCGACCCGAUCUUCUCGCACUACAAACAGCCGGACAAGCCGAUCAGCGGCCCGAUGUAUCAUAUAAUUCAAGGUCACUCGAAGGUGAAGACUUACCGGCCCACGGUGAAGAAGCAUAUCUUGCCGUUCGAGAACAACGAAGUCGUGGAAAACAUGACGGAGCGACAGCUGUCCAAGUUGGAGCAGCUGAUUUGGCAAAACACGAAAAACGGCGCCGUCGACCCGGCCGCCGAGAAGAGGAAGCUAGAGGAGAAAGCCCGUGCCGAGAAGCGCGCGUUCUCGCCGCAACACGACAGCCUCAUGAGCCUCGUCGAGAGCGGCUUGGAAGGUUUCACCGUGUCGCCCUCGAGCGACACGGUGACGGAGGACGAGCGUCGCGCCAACUCGGUCACGAGCGUUGAGAUCAAUUAAGAAGGAUCCGCCGUUUUGCGACAGCAGUUCUCCUAGAAGGACCAAGCUUCUCUCGGCGGGCGGAUCGUGGUAGGAGGACGACGACGACACCUGCGCGCGCGGGCUCCCCUGCGUCGCGACGGCGCGGCUGAACGCGGCAGCCGACGCCGCGUUCUCCGUCAGUAGGGGUGAAAAAGCUACUUAGGGAUGAAAUCGACUUAUUCGUUGCUACGCGCGGCCCACGCUCUGCGAGUCGUUGGGUGAAAAUCGACAGCCGAAAGUCACACACAGGCCGCCGGUGGUCGGCGCGAGUUGGGCAUGGAAAAAGUCCCCGUGGCCUGAUCUCUCACGCAACUUUUUCCAACGUGAGAGCUACCUGGGAGACGAGAGCGUAAACACGUUUAACACGCGCGAACGGCGAACGAGGCGCGCCGAAUUUUACGCGGUCUCGCUUCAUCGAUUUUUCGUUCCGCCCUCAUCGUUCCGUGAUACUCUGAGUGCCUGCUCUUUAUGUACAUUUCCGUUUUUAUUCCGCUUUUAUUUUUACGCACACACAUCGCGCUCCCAUCCAUCGCGGACAAACCCCCUCCGAGCGAUACGGCGACGUCCGCUGUAGAUCAACCAGCUUAAAAGCGCCGCGAAGUGCGCAUGAAAACCGGGAGACAUGUUUGUCGUGUCAAUAAUUUAUUUGCUACAUCGAGACACACGACCCGAUGUGCUUGGUCACGCUCAUUUACGUACCAUUAUUAUGAUCGUUACAUCGAUGCAUAUUUUAUUAUUAUCAUGAAUAAUUUAAUCCGCAGAUCGUUCAUUAUUUAUUUCGCUUAAUGUAGGUUGUUCUCUCGUUUAAUUUAAUUUAUUACACGUAUCCGUACGUGCCCUGCGUGCCCUGAACGGUCACUCGCGACAGUUCGAUCGGCAACGAGACUAGAAUCGUGCGGCAGAUCGAGGCGAGAGAUCCGAGACAAUUAGCGGCGCAAUGAACGACACUUCUUGGUACUUUUCAGACUCUGCGUCUCGUGACGCAUCGAUGCGGACUGGUCGCGAAUUUGCGCGCACGCAAAUCCACGCGAUGAGAUCGUCCCGGCGAGAUCUGACGUGGACCUUUGUCGCGAGAUGAACAAAUCCCCGCAUCCCCCCCGGAUAAAAUCGCGUCACACGUGUCGCCCACGUGUGCUCGCGUGCACGCGAAUUUGUGGCCAUCUCGUAGUCUCUCGCGGUCGCACGCAUGGAAAGAUCACUUUCGUAGCGGUAAUCUCGGUGUGAUCGUCGCGCCCACAUUUAUUGUUUUCAUUGUGUUCACAUUCGAGAUCAAUGAUUGUCAUUGGCGGUGGUAAAAAAAAAAAAAGAAGAAGAAAAAAAAAGAGAGAAGAGAAAAAUAGGAGGAAAAAUAUUCUGUGAGAGUAUAUCCUAUGAAAAAAAGAUAUCGUGAAGAAAAAAAGAAAAAGAGAAAAAAAAACAGAUACUCUCUCGCUGCCACCAUAAUAGAGGCUCAACCAGGCGGUUCUCCGUGUCCUGCCACGCUUUCAUCCACGAUGAGAAAAGCGCGCCAAUUUCAUAUGUGCCAGUAUACAUAACAUUACGUACGUAUAUACGUGAAUAUGCAAAAGGCGUAAUUAUAUAUACGUGUUACACGCGUGUCUGCGCGGACUAAGCGAUCGCUCGGCGAUUCGGAUCGCGCUGCACGACCCGUUCGUCGCGUCCGCGGCGAUAGUUAUCGCGGGUGAAUCAUCGGUGCAUAUUCGGUGCGUUUCACUCGUGCACUCGUCACGACGUCACUCGAAUCGCCCGUGCGCUUUCCUUCGCGACUCAAGUAUCGAACGAACUCUCGGUCACGGUUGUCGCCGAGCGAUUUUAUUUAUCCCGUCUCGGAUCUGCGCGGCGGACCGGUCCGGACGAUCGUUUGAUCGUGACGCAGACGCGAAGCUUACGUGCUAUACGCAUAAAACAAUAUUAUUUAUUGUACGACAUAGUUGAGUGCGGGAGAAGUACAGGAUGUCUCAGAAGUCGCGAGCUCUCCUCGGCGAAUUUCAGGCUGGCUUGCGCUUCAGCUAAAGCUCGCAAGCUUUCGGCUUGCCGAAAAAGAAUCGGUGCCAUUCGUUGCGAUCUUGCAAAAUCUUCCACCCGGAAACGGUUCCGCAAUUUUGCGUCUUGAUUAACAUCGGUCUUUCGGUGAAAUCAAUUUCUCGUGAUAUUAACAGAACGGGAACGAAUCCGAGUUUGAAAUUUGGGUUCGCUUAUUAACUCUGCAAACUUCGUCAAACUUGAACGACUAGAGAAUCUUGAGGUACGUACGGAGAGUUGUCUGAGUUGUCGCGCAUGUCGUACGCAGGUAGAUUUUAUCAAACUGAGCGGAAAAGCCUGUUUCGUAGAUAAUUAUGUGAAAUUUCACAUUAUUAAUAAAAGAAGAAAUUGGCGAUAGGUUCCUCUAAAAUGGAAUCUCACCGAGAAUGUUUCAAUCAAAUGACAGUUUCUCGGCGAC